UUGACUUAUUCGAUCCAAUAAAAUUGAAAAGUCAGCUUGGAGCAGGUUAGAAAACAAGAAUAUAGUAAGAAAGCGAGAUUUCUUGCCCAACACUAACCGCGUCGGCUCACAACCAUUUCUUCUUCUAUAAAAGUCUACUACAUUUCUUCAGACGAUUAAUUAUUUGAUUACAUCAAACAAUUUUUGAAAAUUCAUCAAGUUCCAACAAACUCCUCGUACCUCUUUUAUCGAUCAUCAACUUAAAUAUAUAGUAUUCAAAGUUUAGUUUAGUAAUCGAAAAUAUAAAUCUUUGGUAGAAACAAAACAUGUCGAUAUCCAAAUCUUUCUUCAACUUCAGAUUCGUCCCUGCUCCAGAUUCCCAGCCCUCCAAAACUCGAAAAUCGAUGUCCUUAUUUUCUUCUUCUUCUUCGUGUCUUGCGAUUCUGAAGAAUCACUAUCAAACCCGUUUAUGGAUAUCGAAAAAGCAUUACGCAAGUCCAAGGAGAUUGGUUGUACGCAGCGUUGUUCAACCGGGAGUUCCGCCGCCUUCUGAGCCUCCUUUCAACUUCAUAAAAUGGAUUUUGGGGGUAGCUAUAACAGUAGUUCUACCGUUCUUUAGCGGUAAAUGGACAUCGCUUCUGAAAAUUAAAAAUGAAGUGGAGAUGGCGGUGGAAACAGCGGAAGAGAUAGUCGAUGCAGUGGAGAAGGCGGCGGAGGGGGUGGAGAAGGCGGCGGAGAAAUUGGCGGAGGAUCUUCCCGAGGGCGGAGGCCUCAGAAAAGCAGUGGAUUUUGUUGAGCAUGUGGCUGAAAUAGCUAAUAAGGAUGCUCAUAAAUUUGGAGACUUUAUAGAUAAGGUUCAAGAAGUAGAGGAGAAAGUAGAGGAUUAUGUGGAAUGUGUCGUUGAGGGCGCCAUCAACCAUGAGCAUCACAAGGAAGAUAAUCAAGAAAAUGGAGCACAAAAUGAGGAAGAAGAUAGAGCCCAAGAGCCAACCAAAGAAGAAGAAGAUGUUAAUGACACAGGCAAACAUUAACGUUUUUAUUAUUUAAUUAUUGGAGCGCGCAAAUAAGAAAAUGUAGAGUACGAUUUUUAAAAAAAGUGUACAAUUACACAAUGACAUAUUGUACUAGAUUUCUUAAUUCUUUCCGAUGUAUAGCAAACGUCAACUCGGCUAUUGAAUUCAUACUUUAAUAUGCCUCAA
Messenger RNA from Salvia miltiorrhiza (redroot sage), 1178 nucleotides. RefSeq lists its product as uncharacterized. The record is from RefSeq and is a predicted model, not a curated record. Lineage: Eukaryota; Viridiplantae; Streptophyta; Magnoliopsida; Lamiales; Lamiaceae. Bases 306 to 1010 code for a protein of 234 amino acids. The transcript is spliced from 5 exons.